Molecule: messenger RNA, 1412 nt
Organism: Impatiens glandulifera
Lineage: Eukaryota; Viridiplantae; Streptophyta; Magnoliopsida; Ericales; Balsaminaceae
Product: protein CURVATURE THYLAKOID 1A, chloroplastic-like
Exons: 5
Coding region: 128-958 (276 amino acids)
Cellular component (GO): chloroplast thylakoid membrane; thylakoid
Source: RefSeq, a predicted model, not a curated record
ACCAAAUCAUCUUCUCACAUUUCAAAAAAACAAAUUCUCACCCACCGAUCUCAUCAUUCUAUCAUCACAAAAUCAAUAAUAAGCCGCACAGAAGAAGAAGAAGAACUGCAGAGAGAAGAAGAGAGAGAUGGCAACUGCAGCUUCCAGUACUUCAAUGGCGGCCGCCGCCGCCGUCUUCAUCCCCUGCCGCUUCUCAGCAACCACUACCCGUUUCUCCUCCAUGCCUUAUCUUCCUCCCCCACCUCGUUUUUCCACCUUAACUCUCUCUACAUCCUUCAAACAGUCCACAUCAGAUUCAAAAAGGUUUCAAGUAAUCAAAGCCUCUUCUGAAGAUUCUUCAUCUGCAAAUGAUCCUAAUGAACUCUUAAAUGAUCUUAAGGAAAAGUGGGAUGCAGUGGAAAACAAGUCUACUGUGAUUAUAUAUGGUGGUGGAGCCAUUGUUGCUAUUUGGUUAUCUUCCAUUGUUGUUGGUGCCAUCAAUUCAGUUCCUCUGCUUCCUAAGAUCAUGGAGCUGGUGGGUCUUGGAUACACUGGCUGGUUUGUUUACCGUUAUCUUCUCUUCAAGCAAAGUAGGAAAGAACUUGCAACUGACAUUGAUGCUUUGAAGAAGAAGAUAGCUGGAUCUGAAUUGGAUGCGUGUUGUUCCUCCAUACUCCAAAUCCGAUUCAGUAUGUUUAGAAAUUCUGUGGACGUCGUCUGCAUAGAAAGAGGAGGAGGAAGAGGAGAAUAUGAAGAAGAAGCUUUGUGUUUGUUCUUGUUCUUAGAGGAUAUGGUGGUAACCCUGGGUUGGGGAAGAAUUUCCCAGAGUUUAGCACCAAGCUCUCUAGUUGAAAGCAUGGUGGUAGUGGUGGGGAAGAUUAGAUCUUCUUCUUCUUCUUCUUCUACUUCCAUUGUCAAACACAGUGCUCACUCUCACUCUAUGAAUUCCACCAGAUAUCUUCAGAAUUUAUGGACAUGAGAUUCCCUAUAGGGCAUAAUAAACACAGACUUUUCAGAUGAAACAUGAAAGUGUAAUAUUUAUGGGGAGUGGUGGAGAUGUAUGUAUCAUGAUGAUCAUGAUCAUGCGAGUAAAGGAAUGAAGAAUCUUUCUUUACAAUCAGGGGAUUUCAUAGGAAUGUGUUCAAAUUUAUCUAAGCAUAUGGGAAGAAGGGUCAAGGGUCUAGGGGUCUAGGUGGUCCAUAUCUUGGGCCUUUCACUUGGGUUUGAUUUUGGUGAAAUAGCUAGAUGGACAGCCACUUCCAAGAUCACAACAACCAUCACUUUUCUCUUCAUCUUCAAAAGCAAUUUGCUUUCUUCUUUGAAAUUUGAAUUUAAGUAUUGGGGAAGCACCUCGAGCUGGGCUGACAUCAAACCUAAUUUAUUUUUCUGAUUUUUUUUUUUUUUUAAAUUUAUUCAUAAAAAGGUUAGAUACA